GUUUAAGUUAAGCGCUUAAAUUUAAAAAAAUCGGGAAAAGUGAAGGAAAACCACAAUUCCGCAACUUUUUAGGGGUCAACCAAAAAAAUAUAAAUUUAAUCCCAGUUGAAAGUGUCUGAGCCGCAGUCUGAGUGUCGUCUCAAAGUUGAGUGAGUGAGUUUUCGCGGGAAAAAAUCGUGGAGUUAAAAGUUUUCUGGAGAAUUGCAAAAAGGUGAAAUAAAAAAAGAAGGAGACUAGAGUAAGCCAUCAUGAACACGUCACUCAGAAUUAGCUUAUCGUCGGCGGCACUGCUCGUGCUGGCCGUCUGGCUCAAUCUGGUCGGAGACGUGUCAACAUUCCAGCCGGAUUUCGCCGAGCCAAUCAUCAACAUCUCGGUCGCCAUCGGACGGGACGCGACGUUCACCUGUCACGUACGGCAUUUGGGCGGCUACCGGGUGGGCUGGGUGAAGGCGGACACCAAAGCCAUCCAGGCGAUCCACGAGAACGUCAUCACGCACAACCCGCGGGUGUCGGUGUCGCACGCGGACCAGAACACCUGGAACCUGCACAUCAAGCAGGUCACCGAGGACGACCGGGGCGGGUACAUGUGCCAGCUCAACACCGACCCGAUGAAGAGUCAGCUCGGCUAUCUGGACGUGGUGAUUCCGCCGGAUUUCAUCACGGAAGACACCUCCUCGGACGUGAUCGUUCCCGAGGGCAGCUCCGUGAAGCUCACCUGCAGAGCCAAAGGAUAUCCGGAACCGGUUGUAACGUGGCGCCGGGAGGACACCACGGAAAUCGUCCUCAAGGAUGCGGCCGGUACGAAGCAGUUGGUGAACUCGUACCGCGGUGAGGUGCUCAAACUGACCAAGAUUUCACGCAGCGAGAUGGGCUCGUACCUGUGCAUCGCGUCCAACGGCGUUCCACCCUCGGUGUCCAAGCGGAUAUCGCUGAGUAUUCACUUCCACCCCGUGAUCCAGGUCCCCAAUCAACUGGUUGGCGCGCCCCUCGGCACGGACGUGUCCAUCGAGUGCCAGGUCGAAGCCUCGCCCAAAUCCAUCAACUACUGGGUUAAGGACACCGGAGAAAUGAUUGUGUCCUCGCCCAAGUACCACGUCCAGGACACGCCCAAGUCGAUGUACGAAACCAAGAUGUCGCUGACGGUGCGAUCGUUCCAGAAGGAGGACGUCGGAUCGUACCGGUGCAUCGCGAAGAACUCGCUCGGGGAGGUUGACAGUAGCAUCCGGUUGUAUGAAAUCCCAGGCCCGAACCGCAAGGUGUACGCUCCCAAGUACGGCACCGACCAGAACGACAUCGUCAAGCCCGGCCAGGAGCGCACCUCCGGCAAGUCCAAACUGUCCUAUCCGCCGGACGACGAGGAGCAGCAGUACGGCGGCGGGUCGGCCGAGGACUUUGACGAGAUCAUCGACACGAUGCAGCACCAGCACGGCCACAGUCACAGCCACAGCCAGAAACCGACGGCCCGGUCACCGUUCGGGUCGUUGGACCAUCCGAACAGCAUCAACGGACGGGGAGGUGGGUCCGCGAAUGGCCACAAUGGUGGAGGGUCCAGUAGUAAUGGUGGCAACAAUAAAAAUCUGAUAGCGAUGAUGAACAAUGACAUGGGCACGAGAAAGCCGUUUGUCAUUCCGCCGGGAGGUCGAGGGCCGGCCGGGGAUGGGAGUUUGGAGGGGAGCGGGGCGGGUCGACCGGGGAGUCAGGUUUACCUGGCGCUGGUUCUGGUUCUGGUGGUCGGUAGUUGCUGGGCCGCGAUGGACCAUCGCCUGCGGCGACAUUAGUGGCGGAUUAUUUGGGGACUGCGGCAGUGCCAGCUGCUCUCUUAGAAAUCUCGUGCAGGUUAUAGCAACGCAAAACGGUGGUCAGUUCUCUGGGAAGUCGGCAGUGUAACAGUUUCAAACAAAAUCAAGUUUUUUUAGACAUUCUUUCAGUGUGAUUUUUUUAAACCGUGAGCUUUAUUGAUUUACUCUCGUCAGUAAAAUAUAUUUUUCAGUGCUCCGUAAAAAAAAAGUUUUACGCAAAAUGUUGCCAGUCUUAGUUUUCAAAAAUUUCUAACUGGAGAUCAGAAUCUGUAAAUAUGAAAAUAAAAUAUCGGUGAAAAUUGUUUUUUCAAAAUAUUAAGGUUUUUGAAUUUCAGUACGGAUUUUUAAUUAAAAUGGCCUAUAAGGAUCGAUCUUAAAAAAUAUUUCUAAAAGUAAAUUGUAGAGAAAUCUCUUACCUUUAAAACGCCUUUUUGGGUUUGUAAAUCCGUUUUGAUUGUCAAAAGAUAUUUCACAUAAAAGACAACAAUAUUUUGACUGAUUUUUGAGUGACAAAGAUGGCCCCAGAGAUUCAAGGUCAAGUGAAAGUUCGCUGCUCGAUUACUCUACAACUAUAAAAAACAUAUAUUUUUUAAAGGUCGAUCCACAUAAGGCCAUAUCAAUUAAAAAUCCGUACCAAAAACCUUUAAAUUUAAAAAACGCGAUUUUCACAGAUAGAAUAUUUUCAUAUUUAGUGAUUCUGAUUAAAGCCGGAAAAAACACAACUUUCUAAGUAUAAAUCUCCGAUGGGGUAUCUUGGUUUAUAAUAUUUUGUUCCAGCCACGCCGUGUGGAUGUUUCAGGCUUUUCUGAAAGACACUCAACUCCCGGUGGUUGGUCACUUUUUUCGUUUGACACUUUUUUAGUUUGAACCCCGUUGGUUGGUCAAAGUCAAACUAAAAAGUGACGAACUGUCACUUUUUACAUGGCGCUCACACACACUAUCAAAACAAACGUUUGAUAGUGUAUGUGAACUCCGUAUAAAGUGACCCCGUUCGUUCGACAACAGUUGGUGUCAAACCAUCGGGGUUUGAGUGUACACGAUUUUGA
Molecule: messenger RNA, 2845 nt
Organism: Culex pipiens pallens (northern house mosquito)
Lineage: Eukaryota; Metazoa; Arthropoda; Insecta; Diptera; Culicidae
Gene: DIP-alpha
Product: lachesin
Exons: 9
Coding region: 249-1778 (509 amino acids)
Cellular component (GO): neuron projection
Source: RefSeq, a predicted model, not a curated record